CCUCCUCCUCUGUCAAAGGGAAACUGAACUUUUAGAGGGAGAAAGUGGAGAGAGAAGCUAAUGCGUUAAUUCUCCGUGGCGGUUUCGUGAUUUGAUCUCCGGCGUUGUCGUCUUCGUUUCUCGCUGGAGCUUUGAUCCUUGAGUCUUUUGCUUCACAGGGAGAGGCAGUGUUCUCAAGUUGCAUUCGGGCCAUGGGAAGCAACAGCGAGGAGCCAAAAGCUGCCAAGUCUGAUAAAUCAUCCCCGCCUCCUGCACCUGCGGAUCAGACGAACGUCCAUGUGUACCCUGAUUGGAACGCUAUGCAGGCAUACUAUGGUCCGAGAGUUGCUGCUAUUCCUCCUUAUUACAAUUCAGCUGUUGUGGCAUCUGGACAUCAUCAUCCUCCUCCACCACCUUACAUGUGGGGUCCUCAGCCUAUGAUGUCCCCGUAUGGAGCAUCCUAUGCGGCACUUUACUCUCAUGGAGGAGUAUACGCCCAUCCUGGAGUUCCUAUGGGUUCACUACCUCCGGGCCAGAAGGUUCCACCCUCAACAGCUUCCGGGACGCCUUUGAGCAUCGAUGCUCCUACCAAAUCUACCGGAAACACAGACAACGGUCUGAUGAAGAAGCUGAAAGAGUUUGAUGGGCUUGCAAUGUCUAUUGGAAAUGGUCAUGUCGAGAAUGCUGAGGGUAGGGCUGAACAUAAACGGUCGUUGAGCCCGGAAACUGAAGGUUCAUUUGGAGGGAGUGAUGAGAAUACAAGUGGGGCGGAUCAACCAAAAAUUAAGAGGAGUCGGGAGGGAACGCCCUCAAAAGAUGAGAGACAUUUCUCUCAGUCCAGCCCAGUUUCUUCUGUUUCUCCCGACAGAAAACCUGUUACAGGAGCUGUCCUGUCUCCGGGUGCUAGUGCCAAGUCCAAUCACUGCCCUUCACAAUCUCUGGCCAUUGUUCCUUCUGAAUCCUGGCUUCAAAAUGAUAGAGAACUGAAACGGGAGAGAAGGAAGCAAUCUAAUAGAGAAUCUGCUAGAAGGUCAAGAUUAAGGAAACAGGCUGAAACCGAAGAGCUUGCCAGGAAAGUCGAAGCCUUGACAGCUGAAAAUAUAGCUCUCAGAUCAGAAAUAAACCAACUAUCUGACAAAUCCGAGAAACUUAGAGUAGAAAAUGCAACCUUGGUGGAGAAGCUGAAAGGUUCAGAGCUCGGGACUAACCCGGAGAGAGGAUCGAGCAACGACGAAGAGAACAGAGUCUCAGGUGUUAACACAGAGAAUCUACUCUCGAGAGUGAACAGCUCAGGACAGGGAGACAAUGAUCCAAACUCCAACGGUAAACUGCAUCAACUACUGGACACGAGCCCUCGAGCCAACGCUGUAGCCGCAGGCUAAUAUUAACCAGGUGAAGAAUCAUUCUAACAGUGUAGUAGGAGGGUGAGGGGGGGGGGGGAAGGGGGGAGCAUCAUAAUAAACUGGAGAGAGAGAGAGAGAGAGAUUUGAUAGGAGGUUGUGUGAUGUUGUUGUCGGCUAAGUAAAAAGGCUUUCCUUGUUGCAGUAACUGAUGUAAUUUUAUGGAAGAUCAGUGUUGUGUGUGCUUGGUUAAAGCCUUCUUUAAUCUCUUUUUUUAUUUUUUGGGUUUUAGUUGGGGUUUGUGUAAAUCGUAAUAUUAUCUGUAAGAGAACAGAACAUGUUACAGCAGCAUUAGAGAUUGUUGUCCGGACCAGAUUUAAUGAUUAAAAAGAAAACUCGGUUGUAUUGA
Tarenaya hassleriana is the source of this 1728-nucleotide messenger RNA. RefSeq names its product G-box-binding factor 3. NCBI's taxonomy places the organism in Eukaryota, Viridiplantae, Streptophyta, Magnoliopsida, Brassicales, Cleomaceae. The record is from RefSeq and is a predicted model, not a curated record. Gene Ontology annotation, cellular component: nucleus. The transcript is spliced from 14 exons. Bases 192 to 1361 code for a protein of 389 amino acids. Gene Ontology annotation, biological process: regulation of DNA-templated transcription. Gene Ontology annotation, molecular function: sequence-specific DNA binding; DNA-binding transcription factor activity.